Molecule: messenger RNA, 1480 nt
Organism: Oncorhynchus kisutch (coho salmon)
Lineage: Eukaryota; Metazoa; Chordata; Actinopteri; Salmoniformes; Salmonidae
Product: all-trans-retinol 13,14-reductase-like
Exons: 5
Coding region: 1-642 (213 amino acids)
Biological process (GO): retinol metabolic process
Cellular component (GO): endoplasmic reticulum membrane
Molecular function (GO): all-trans-retinol 13,14-reductase activity
Source: RefSeq, a predicted model, not a curated record
AUGGGUGUUAAAGAGCCUACAGUAUUUUUACUACUCCCAUUAUCUGGAUGUUAUAGGGUUGUCACCUAUCUGAAGGGAAACCGGGAGGAGUCAGCGAGAAGUGUGCCCCUCCUCUUUGUGGCCUCUCCAUCAGCCAAAGAUCCCACCUGGGAGGAACGAUCACCAGGCAAGUCCACCUUGAGUCUGGUGAGCUUUGCUAACUAUGAGUGGUUUGAGGAGUGGAAGGAUGACAAGGUGACCAACAGAGGGACUGAUUACAAUGAGCUGAAGCAGAUCUUCUGUGACUCGAUUCUGGAGGUGGUGAUGAGCGUCUUCCCCAAGAUUACCAGGGACAAGGUUGAGUUCAUCGAGGCUGGAACACCCAUAACAAACACGCACUACAUUGGAGCCCCUAAAGGGGAGAUCUACGGAGCAGACCAUGGCACAGCUCGUUUCAGCGCUGAGUGCAGUGCCACCGUGAGGCCCCAGACACCCCUGAAGAACCUCUACCUCACAGGUCAGGACGUGUUUGUGUGUGGCUUUGCUGGUGCGCUGGCUGGGGCUCUCACCUGUGGUUCUGUCAUCCUCAACCGUAACCUGCACCUGGAUACCAUUGCUCUGGCCAAGAAGACCAAACGUGUUGACACUAAGAAGUUGGAGUAAAACAAGACUGACCACCUCCCUCAACCCGUUGUGGCUUCGGGUGAAGUUUCCCUUAGGUACAGAUCUAGGAUAAACUUCCCCUCCCCCAAUCCACAUUAAUGGGGAAACUGACCCAAGAUCACCAUCUAGGGGCAACUUCACCCAGCUCACUGAAAGCUUUAAUAACACAAGUCCAGGGGACAGGCUUCGAUCUCUGGUCCUACAGUCAACACGGUUACUGCGUGUUUGCGGGUGUGACUAUUCUAAUCAAUGAGUGAAGAGAACUCUGCUCUCUCUCACUGUUGAGGGAAAACACAUUUGAAAGUCUAGGAAUCUUUCUGUGGAUGCUAUCUGCAUCAGAUCUGUGAAAUGAAGUUUACAACCAAUCGACCUUUGAAAAUGAUAGCCCAGGGAUAGAUAGCUUUUUUUUCCAAUUGUGUUUUCAUAAAUCAAGUGUGCAGAUGGAUGUGAUUUAAUACUAAAUAUUUUCACUCUUAAUAUAUUGAGAACAAGUGUUGGGUGGAGUAGAUUAAGUUACCAAUACUUUUGAUACCAGUACCAAUAACUACUGCAAACAUGUUAAUAAUUUAUCAGUACUCAAUAUACUGUGGAUGGAUAACAGUGGCUUCUGUCUGAGUUUUCAGACGGUCUUCCAACCAGCUAUGCUAAAUUCACCUAUGCAAUAAUGUAGGGUGAAAAAAAGCCAUAACACAAAAUUGUGAACCAGGUUUAAAAGCGCUAUGCUGUAACACUAACCACUGUAAAUGUCUAUUGCCUCCAUUUGAACACAGAUGUAAAGACUGGAUUGUUUUGAAUGAACGAACAUGCCUUGAGUUAUUAAACAUUGAAUACAAAAAUA